Molecule: messenger RNA, 1905 nt
Organism: Coffea eugenioides
Lineage: Eukaryota; Viridiplantae; Streptophyta; Magnoliopsida; Gentianales; Rubiaceae
Product: disease resistance protein RPM1-like
Exons: 2
Coding region: 1-1905 (634 amino acids)
Biological process (GO): defense response to other organism
Molecular function (GO): ADP binding
Source: RefSeq, a predicted model, not a curated record
AUGGCAGAGAGUGUGGUACGUUUUUUGAUUAACCAGCUAUCAACCUUGCUUUCCCAAGAGAUCACGCUUUUGGGGGAGCUUAAAUCAGAUGUUCAAUUCAUCAAAGAUGAACUCAGUAGCAUGAAGGCCUUCCUCAGAGAAGCUGAAGCAAAGGAAGACAAUGAUUCUCAACUCCAAGAAUGGCUAAAGCAGGUUCGAGAAGUUGCUUAUGAUACAGAGGAUGUUCUCGAUGACUUUAUCUGCCGCUUUGCUCGUGGUUACAUGGAUGGAUUCUGUGGCAAGUUUGGAAAGAUCUAUAACUCAAUAAAGAAUCUGAAAGCUCGCCAUCAAAUUUCUUUGGAGACAAAAGACAUCAAGGCAAGAGUUGGAAAGAUUUCAGCAAGGCAUCAGAGGUACCAGUCCCUAUAUGGUACUCGAGAAAGAGGCUUUAGCUCUUCUCGUCAGGUGAAUGCAGAUUUUGACAUUCAUGCUCAAUCACUCUUCAUUGAAGAAGCUCCACUUGUUGGGAUUGAUAAGCCAAAAGCAGAGCUCAUCUCAAAAAUCCUUGAGGACCAUUCCCAAUUGAGAGUAGUUUCGGUUGUGGGAAUGGGGGGACUCGAGAAGACUACCCUGGUGAAAAAAGUCUACGAUGAUGCUGCAGUGAAGAAACAAUUUCAGAACCAUGCUUGGAUAACUGUUUCUCAAAAUUUUCAGUUCAGUGACAUCAUCAAGAACCUGAUCCAACAGUUGUACAAUGAAAUUAGACAGCCGGUCCCUCCCCAAGUGGAAUCCAUGGAUGUUCUUAUGCUGAGUGAAUUUGUGAAAGACUUCCUCCAGGAAAAAAGGUACAUUCUUGUCCUUGAUGAUGUGUGGAGUAUAGAUGCCUGGGAAGCUAUCAAAUGUGUAUUGCUUGACUGCAAUAUCACUAGUCGUGUUGUAUUGACAACACGAAUUGCUGAUGUAGCUUCUGCAUCCUGUUUAGGAUCACUUGACUCCGUCUAUAAGAUGGAGCCUCUUUCUGAUGAAGAGUCUUGGACUCUAUUUUGCAAUAGAACAUUUCAGAGCAAUGACUGUCCUUCAAAUCUAGAAGAAGUUGCAAAAAAAGUACUGAAAAAAUGUGAGGGCCUACCGCAUGCAAUUGUUGCAAUAGGUGGUGUUUUGGCUCUGAAGGACAAGGAAAAUACAGAUGAAUGGAAGAUGAUUCUUCAUGGUUUUGGUGGCGAGUCAGAUGGCAGUGGUAAGCUUGACAGAAUGAAGAGGGAUGAUGGCAGAUUGGUUACAUGUGGUUUUCAUGAUUUUCUAUGUGAAAUCACUGUUUCAAAAUCUAAAGAGCAGAGUUUCACGACUGUAGCCACCAGAUAUCACACAAGAUGGCCUGAAAAUGUUCGACACCUAGCAAUCCACAACUUCACUAAUAAUCCACAAGAAAUUAGUAGCUUAAAGUGUCUUCGGUCUGUGGUAAUAUUUGGGUAUGAAGAUCCUCUCACAGCUACAUUUUUAUCGAAGUUUUUAUAUGGUGAUCCCAAGUUGCUAAAGGUGUUGGAUUUGUAUGGAGCUAAAUUGGACAGUAUCCCAAAGCAAGUCUUCAAACUAUUUCAUCUCAGGUAUCUUAGUCUCAAUGGUACUGGAGUUAAAAUUAUUCCAAAAUCUAUUGGAAGGCUUCAAAACCUUGAAGUUAUAGAUCUGACAAGAACCAAUGUAACAGAGUUGCCUGUGGAAAUUCUAAAUCUAAGAAAACUCCGUUCUCUUUGGUUAGGCGGAGUGGGUGAUUAUUCAAAUGAGCAUGCAGAUUGGGGCUGUAAAUGUCCACUCAGAAUUGGAAAGCUUAUUUGCUUGGAAACUCUGUAUAAUAUAGAAGCAGAUUGUGAUAAAAUAGUACCAGAGAUUGGAAACUUCAUGCAGUUGCAGCAAUUAUCCAUCACAUAG